AGUCUUGUCAUGGCUGCCUGAAGCUGAUUAUGAGGUGGCCGGCGGUUUGUUGUCAAGACUGAAUCGUAAUCGUGCUCGCUGUUAUGUAGGGAUCGGAUCGUCAGCGUCUUUCGCGUCUCCAUCAAUUUCCAUCCGGAGAAUAAGAACGUCCAUCUGUAGCGCUUGGGGCCAGGGACGCGUUGAACGCCACAAUCCGUAGCGCGGCGGGCGCGGCCGCGUAUAAUGAGCAAGAAGAAGGAAAGCGUUGACGAUGAGGACAAGUGGCGUUGGCGUCCUCCGCCCAGAGGACUUGUCGCCGACGCUUACACGCUAUGUGAAACGUGGAAGACGGAAGGGACGUGCCGCUACGGUGUCCAGUGCGUCGAAGCGCACGGCGAAGAGGAGCUGGAGGAAUGGCGGCAGCGUUUCGAAGAAAGGAAAGCACGCUUGGCCACUGCCACCUACAUCGAGAACCUCUUGGAUAAAUGGAAUACCUCUGAUGACAAAUCGAGCGUCAUUGCUGAAAAGAUUCCAGCCGGGGUGUUAUCCUUAACAUGCGAAGAUCUAGCCAACGUCGUGGCCGCCAGUAAGCAUAGCAAGACCUCUUGGACCAUAUCGGCACAAACAACUGGAAAGACCAGAUUGAGAGCAGUUGCCCUUCUUCAAGAUAGUUGCAGAGAGCACUUUCGAUUGGCAGAAGUUCAGAUUCGCUUGGGAAAUAAUCCGGUAAAUUUAUUUCGACCUAACACCAAUCAAGACUGGAAAGUUCCUGACUUAGCCUACAAGAACAUGAAACCUGAGGGAAAAAUCCACUACAAGAUAAAAGCAGUAUUUUCCACCGAUAUAUAUGGCACAUUUCGUCAAUCAAUUGUAUUUGACUUUGGUUCCUUUCCUGUAACUGUUAAGCAUGUGAGUGUAGAAGUGGUACCAGGACCUGGAAAAUCUGAAGAAGGAGAUUCAAUUGAAGCCGAUCCCGAAGAAGAGCAAGAGCGGCUGGCCGAGGUCAGGAGUUUGGUGGUUAGUUCAGCGGGCCGCUGGACUGAUGGAGUUAAUGCCACCGUCAUUCCAUUUUCAUCUGACGCCUACAAGUGUCUGCCCCUGACCCAACAACCAAGACAUGCUCUCACGGAAAUUGAACAAGAGCUGCUUGCAGCUUAUCCUGUGCCCCAACCAAGCGAAUUCCUUGUUUCUCACGCUGUCAUGGAUCGACAGGUCACAGCUUUAAAUUUUACGGACAGAAUGCAUCAACUUCUUUUCAUAGAGGAGCUUGCGAGGAACGAUUUGGUUUCGCAUUUCAAUGUCGAGGUCAAGUUACUUUUGACUUCAAGCUAUCUUCUGUCCACCUCAUCAGCUCCAGGAAGUGGCGGUGGUGGGGGAGGAACAGCAAAGUAUGCGCCGCCUGGUGAGCUCUACGCACAAUUAUCUCUCAGCAAAGACAUUUCGGAAGAUACCUGCUCUGGGAGGUUGAUUCUCAAUAACUGCACUUCAAUCUACAUCUCUGCUGCAGAUGAAAAAGAAAGACUUAAAGAUGUGAAACGAACUGUCUAUGAGGCUGUUAUUGAAGACAAAGGAAGAAGUAUGGUUUACCUGCGUCUUCCUCUGGGUUUGGUGAAACACUUCAAUCUCAAAGCGGACAUGGAUUUCCCUGCGGAUGUUCAGUUCCAAUUAAACCGAGUUCCUUUCUGUGAAUGGCAUCGAGCUGUUGAUCAAAUGAAGUCGAAUAUUCGACUUAUUUUUCCUGAAACUUUGAGGACUCCAAGCAUUCCGUGGACACCGCAAAGGCAGUGGAAUGACAAUUUGGACUCGAGGCUUAACCCUAAGCAGAGAGAAGCAGUAGUUGCCAUCACGACGCCAGUUGAAACUCCGUUGCCUCCCAUUCUUUUAAUUGGCCCAUUUGGCACUGGCAAGACAUACACCCUGGCUCAAGCGAUCAAACAAAUCCUGAUGCAGCCAAAUACAAAAGUCUUAGUGUGCACACAUUCCAACAGCGCUGCUGAUCUGUACAUCAAAGACUACCUUCAUCCUUAUGUGCUGGAAGGGCAUGAAGAAGCUCGGCCGUUGAGGAUUUACUACACAAGACGAUGGGUGACAACAGUGAACCAAAUAGUGCAAAAGUACUGCUUGAUUGACGUGUCAGAGACAGAGAGAACGUUCAGGAGCCCAUCUGUUGAAGACAUUGAUAGGCAUAGGGUUAUUGUUGUAACAUUGAGCAUUUCAAUGCAUUUGUCGAGCAUUGGUCUGAAGAAGGGACACUUCACACACAUUCUGUUGGAUGAAGCAGCUCAGGCAAUGGAGUGUGAGGCCAUCAUGCCCCUAGCAAUCGCUGAUGAAAAAACCAGGAUUGUGCUUGCUGGAGACCACAUGCAGUUAAGUCCUGAAGUUCAUUCGCCUUUCGCAAGAGAAAAAGGAUUGCAUUAUUCAUUAUUGGAGCGACUAUAUGACCAUUACCCUCCAAACUUCCCUUGCAAGAUCCUGCUGUGUGAAAACUACAGAGCUCACGAAGCUAUUAUAAAUUUCACAUCAGAGCUCUUCUAUGACCAGAAGCUAAUUAGUGGUGGCCAUCAGCCUCGGCAUGAGAAGCAUUACCCUCUGACGUUUUACACAACAAGAGGAGAGGAUGUCCAGGAUCAGAACAGCACAGCAUACUUUAACAAUGCAGAGGUUUAUGAAAUUGUGGAACGAGUGGCAGAGCUGCGAAAAAAGUGGCCCAAAGAGUGGGGUCGCUUAGAUGAGCACAGCAUUGGAGUGAUGACUCCCUACGCUGAUCAAGUAUUCCGAAUUAGAGCUGAACUCCGCAAGAGGCGAAUGGGAGGGACAUCAGUAGAAAGAGUUCUGAAUGUUCAAGGAAAGCAAUUCCGGGCUGUAUUUUUGAGCACGGUGCGAACGAGAAACACAUGUAAAACUGGUACAAAAGAAGCUUCUGCUGAAGAUGUGGAUUAUGGGUUUCUUUCAAACUCGAAACUCUUGAACACUGCUAUCACCCGAGCUCAGAGCUUGGUUGCCGUAAUUGGCGACCCAGUGGCACUAUGUUCCAUCGGCCGUUGCAGGAAAGUGUGGGAGCGAUUCAUCAACAUCUGCCACCAGAACCGGAGCUUGCAUGGCAUCACUUGGGCUAAUCUGCGUGCGCAGCUGGAUGGAGUAGAAAUGAGAUGCACUUACACCCUGAAUCCUCUUGCGCCCGAGUUUGUGCCGAGACAGAUGCAGUCGGAAGCUGCUGCCAGCAAACCAAUGCCUAAUGUAUUUACCGGAGCCAACUUGAACUACAAUCAAAUGCCCAUGACAACCCCGUCGAAUUUGUCCUAUGCCCAAAUGUUCUACAUGAAUCCACAGAUGUUCAUGUCGCCUCAGAUGAUGUACCCGCCGACUCCGUGGAAGCCCCGAGUGAAUCCGCCUCCGCCGCAAAGAGCGCCAAUCAUCAGACAACCUGCUCCACCAAACUUCUUCCCUCCACCGUACCCAGGCCAACCGCCCAGGAUGCCUCCUCAGAUGCCUGGAAUGAGACCCCAGCCGAUGCACCCUCCUAUGGCUCAACCCCAUGCUGCCCCACAGCCACCGCCACCACCUAGAGUACCAGUCCAGCAGAGGAUCAUGCCACCAGAGAGGGUUGGGGGUGCAAACCCUGAGACUGACCAGCUCAAGCAGAUCCAGUUCCUGAGCAACGUGCAUUUCCCACCUGAGAGGCAUCCCUCGCCAGCCAGUAGUGCGAACAGCUGGGAGACAAACUCAAUGAUGUCUGAGAAAAUCAUUCCAAGACGCAUGUACCCGGCUGUACAACAGCAACCCAUCAGACCAAUGCCCCAUCAUCCAGGUGUUGCACCGCCGCCUCCUGUCAGUACUCCUCAAAGAGUGUCGCAAAUGCAAGCUCUCCUUCCUCCCAACUAUACCCUUGAAAUGAUGUUAGUCGACACAACGGCACAAUAUGAAUGGCAUAGACAUCUGAUUGAAACAUGCGGGCCUGAAAUUGGCGCCAAGUUCGUUGAAAUGAUUGUGUCUGCAAACAACAAGAAGAAAGUUUUGCCUGAGGUCAAGACCAGCAUACCACAGCUGCAACCCAUGGUGCAGCAGAUGCCGCCGCAACACAUUGCACACAACCGCCAGCCGCAGAUGAUGCCACCAGUGACGCACAUCAUGUCGCCAACCGCUAUGUCCACGCCCAUGAGCCACCAGCAUCUUAUGCCCAUGCAAGGCGCAGCCUCUCACCAACAGCAACUCUCACCGAUGACCCAGCACAAACAGAAUGAAGUGGUGGAAGACGUGGUUCGGUCUUUGGACAAGUUGUUGGCUUCCUCCUCAAUAGCGGAAAAAGCGAAAAUGAUAAACAACAUGCCUGACCGAAUACCACUGCCUCCCCAGUUUGAAAACCAAUAUGUGAACCGAAUGCCUGCUGCCCCUAUGAAAAUGCCUCUUGAAUUCCACAACGGAAACAAUCUUCCUAUUCAGAUGGAGUCAAUGGACAUGUUCAAUGACGACCCAAUCCCACUACCCCCCGAUUUCAGGAGAAGAGAAAUGGAAAGAAUGCAGCAUCUUGGAGGCGGCAUGAGCGACAUGCCUCCUUUAACGCGCAGCAGGCUUUUCCAUUUGCAGCAAAGGGAAGAGCCUGUGAACAGAGUCGACAGCUGGUUGAAUUCAACCCCAAUGCCGUCAACAGCAUCACGCCUGUCGAGACUGGAAAGCACGUACACUCACGCCCCAGACAGACUGGUGGAUAGGAUCUUCAGUGCUCCGAGUCCACCGCACCCCGACCAUGAACAACCAUCUGGAAAUUCUGAGAUCGUUGAGCAGCCUACAACUCCCACGUUGAGUUAUGCUAGCGUGCUGAGACAGAAACCGCAACCAAACAUGGUCAAUCCCAUGCCGAAAGAAUCUUUGUUGGAGAACCCUUUUGCGGUAUUGAGAGAGUUAGGUACCCGCAGUUCUAGCCAGCUACAAAGUAAUAGUAACCUGCCUUACCAUUACUACAACCACAAUUAAACUUGCAGCUUGAAUGUUAACUAAUUCGGGAUUUUUGCAUUUGUUGAGGAUGUUUUAAAAAUGUUUUAAAAAUUGAAGAAAUCAGCAUGCAACAUUUUCCACAUUAA
Molecule: messenger RNA, 5057 nt
Organism: Cloeon dipterum
Lineage: Eukaryota; Metazoa; Arthropoda; Insecta; Ephemeroptera; Baetidae
Gene: Helz
Product: Helicase with zinc finger
Exons: 16
Coding region: 223-4950 (1575 amino acids)
Biological process (GO): regulatory ncRNA-mediated post-transcriptional gene silencing
Cellular component (GO): cytosol; P granule
Molecular function (GO): metal ion binding; helicase activity
Source: RefSeq, a predicted model, not a curated record